UGUGUAUAUAUUCUUAUAACGGAUAAUACUUACAAUAUUAGUAUUUAUGAUUUGCUUUUUUUACUGUGAAUUUGCACAUUAAUAUUUGUUUUGCUUCGUAGAUCUGUAAUCCAAAAUUCGCAUCGAAAUAUAUAACCAAAUUUCUUUUUUUUUUGAGCUAGGAACCCUACUGAAAUCCUGUAAUUAUUAUUCUGUAUACACAAUAGUACUAUUAGACUACCGAUACGGGUUGGACUAGUGGUAAAUGUAGCUUUCUUAAAGGACACGAGUUUGAUUCUUGUUGAGAAAGGUAAUAAGCCUGACUUUAAAACUUCCAAAUUAAAACCAAAAAAGUUACCAAAUUUUUAAAUAGUCACGUGAUUUGGUCGGUAAGCAUCCACUACUACUACGUGGUCACAUGCCAGUAUUUCGAGUAAUCAACCUAUUAUAUAUCACCGUCUAACAAGGACAAAACAAUUAUAAAGAAAAUAGUAAUUUCCCAUUUAUGUACUGAUACAAAAUCUAUGUGUGUUGUCAUACCCAACACGUAGACAGGAAACAAAAGAAUAUAAAAAAAAACGUGCUGCUUUUUAUUAGAAUAGUAGAGUGGGAUGUAAAAAGUCAGCAUGAAUCAUGCGACACGGUAAUAAGACACGGUCCUAUGACUAAGUCCACUCUUAUCCGGUGACGUAAAACAGCAUCAUGCAGCGUUUGCUAUGACGCACAUCCUCGCGUAACCAUCGUUGACGCUAAACUUACCUCCAUACACUCUCCUUCGUAUAUAUAUUAAUAUAUAUAUAUACGACAAAACGUUCCCCUUCCUCAUUAACAUCUUUAAAUCAUUUUUGAACAAUGCAAGGAACGAUUUCUUGUACAAGGCAUUAUAAUAUGAUCCCUGCCGCUGAAUCUCCUCGACCGUUGCCACUUAAAACUGAGAAAACCGGCGAGAAUGUUCGUACGUUGGUGGAGGAGAACGCGCUGAUCGUGAUUGGACGGAGAGGAUGUUGUAUGUGCCACGUUAUCAAGAGCCUGCUUCUUGGACUUGGAGUAAACCCAGCGGUUCUUGAGAUCGAUGAUCAGGAGAAGGAAGAGGAAGUUAUGAGUGAGCUAGAGAGAAUUGGCGUUGAAGGCGGCAGAGAAAGGGUGAAAUUACCGGCGGUUUAUAUAGGAGGAAGGUUGUUUGGAGGGCUAGAUAGGGUUAUGGCCACUCAUAUCUCCGGUGAGUUGGUUCCAAUUCUUAAGGAUGUUGGAGCUUUGUGGUUGUGAUUCUAUUCAAAUGAUUUAAUUUCCUUAAAUAUAUGUUGAAUUUUGAUUCGGCAAUGGAUGUUUAUUCUUUAGGCUUUAUGAUGGAUCAAUGAUUUCCUAUCUAUAAUAAAAUCGAAGAAUGGUUAAAGUCACUAGAAUGUAUGUAUAUUCACUAAAUACAAAUAGUAAAAAUUGAUUUAAAAUGAAAUAUAGAACCUAUAUAAUUUGUAUCCAUCGCAGCGAACUCAUCGUUGAUUUCCAUAUACCCUAUUAAAAGAAAAAAGGGAGCAGCAGAAGUAAAUGUAGAUAUUGGAGUCAAGAAGCAACUGUCAUCUUCACGUAAGCAUUGUGCUCUGUCACACUUCAAAGAGACGGAAGUGGGCAUACCGCUCGGUGCUGGGACCUCAUAAGCACUGAGUUCGUGCUGGGACCUCAUAAGCACCGAACUGGCUCACGUUCAUAUGCUAGGGUUGCAGGUAUUUUGGUAAGAUAUAUUGUUUUCAUCGUACUACUUUAAAUAUUAUUUUCUAACAUUUCUAUUUUGUAAAAAGAAAAGGAUAGAGAUGCAUCUUACAUUGAUGUGCUUCGUAAGACACACAAGAAAUCAGAUGGAUCAUUAAUAGAUGAAAGGGCAAGGCUUAUUAGUGAAAGAUUUGAAAAAAAUGUAGAUGAUCAUAUGUUUUUUUUUCGAAAAAUCCUAUCGGCUGAUCCGGUCGGCUUCGGAAAGAACACACUUAGUGCUACAGAGAAGACUGGCUAUCACACUGCCUGACCCAAGAUUGAAAUACUUUCCGACUAAUGCCAGGGGAUGAACCGAUCAUCAGGGGGUGAAUCUGAUCAUAUGUUUGAAGACGAUAUCCUAACAACCGAAGAGCUAACUCUUGAGAAAAAGAAUGAAAUGUAUUUGAAGGUAAUGUAAUUUUUUUUUAAUCUUUUUGUCUUCCUAGUUUACACCAUAGAUAGUUUUUUUGUCUGACAUACAUUUAUAUUCUGCCAUUGCUGGAUUCCACACAAGGUGGUGUGUUUGGUCUAGGAUCUCUCUUUAGUGAAAUUUCAAUCAUUGGUAAAUUGCUAGUCACCAUUGUAAGUCUUCUUGUUCGGUAGAUCUUAAAACUAAUUCAAUUUUUUUUAUAAAAAGUACUUUUAUGGGAAAAAAUUGAAAUCAUGUAAUAAUAAAAUAUUUUUAAAUGAUGUAUAUUUAUUUUUACUAAAAUUGAAUUAUUUUCAACAUAAUUGAGUGAAAGUAGAUUAACUCAUGAUAGUUCUUGGUUUAGGGUUUGAUAACAUAUGUUAUAAUAUUGUUGGUAUAUUUAGGGUUAGAUUUUUAAAUUUUAUCUUUUUUAUAUAUAUAUAUAAAUUUAACUUAUAUGUGUUUAGUGACUAUCUAAUAACUUGAUUUAAACAAUUUCUAAGUAUCUUAAAAGUUUAAGAAAGUGUUUUUUUUUUAUUUAGUUAUUUGAUUAUAGGGUCUGGAAGACUCACAGAAGACUUCCCGGGAAGUCUUCUGACAUAUCUCACCUAAAUUUUAGUAGAAUUUAGGUUUCCCGCCUAAAUCGAAGUCUUCCAGAAGUCUUUUCAUGUAUUAGAUCUUAAAAGUAAUAAUAAAUUUUAUAAAUAAUAUUUUGAAAGAGAAAAAAUCAAAAUCAUGUAUUAAUAAACAUUUCUAAGUGAUGAAAAUUUAGUUUUGCUAAAACUGAAUUAUUUUUAACAUAGAUGAAUGGAUGUAAACUGAGUCAUGAUAGCUUUCGGUUUAGGAUUUGGUAAUAUAUGUUAUAGUAUUGUUGGUGUUUUUAGGGUUAGAUUUUGAUUUUUUUUUUAGUUUGACAUAUAUGUGUUUUGUGACUAUCUAAUUACUUGAUUUAAACUCUUUCUAAGUUUCUUUUAAGUUUAAGGAAAUGUUGUUGCUUAGUUAUUUGAUUAUAGGGUUUGACUCCGAGAAGACUUUGGAUUAGGGUUUUGUAACAUAUGUUAUAGUAUUGUUUGUAUUUAGGGUUUGAUUUUAGAAUUUUAACUUUUUUUUAAAAAAAAAUGACCUACAUGUGUUUAUUUUUGUGUAUAUUAAACGCUUUAUAAGUUGAUUUUAAGUUAAAUGAAUUGUUUUUUUUUUGCUAUUUAGUUAGUUAUUAUAUUAUGUUAUGGUUUGGAAAACUUCUAGAAGACUUCCCAGGAAGACUUCCAGAAGUCUUCUGACAUAUUUAUGCCUAAAUUUUAGUAGAAUUUUGGUUUCCCGCCUAAAGCGAAGUCUUCCACAAGUCUUCUCAUAUAUUUGAUUUUAGGGAAGUCUUCUGUAUCAAAAUUAUUUAAUCUACUUAUAUAAAGAAAAUUUACACAUUCUCUUUCUUCCUCUCAAAUGGCUGCAACAAAAAUGUAAUGUUUCUAACUCUAAAACUAUCCAACCUCUCUCUAAUCUCUUUAAUAUCAAAACACCAAACUUUAAAUCUAUUUCUCAUUUUUUUCUUAUGUCUUCUAACUAAUUUAUCUUCUUUUUGCAGAUUUUUUAUUACACGGUUCUCAUCUUUCACUCAUUCAAAGAUAAAUCUGUAAAUUUUGGAUAUGUGUGUUAUAUAUAUUAGAUUCUAAAAUGCUAUAGAUUCAACUUAAUGUGACUGUUUUGAUUAUUAUUUAAGCAUGAAAAUAUAUUUUUGAAGUUUUUCUCAGUUUUGAAGUCAUUUAAAUGUUUUUGAGUUUGCAGGUUUUUCAGAUCUAAGAGAUAUUUUGAAAGACUUCUCAGAAGACUCUUGGAAGACUUCUCGGAAUACUUUAGGCAAGUCUUCUAAUGCAUUUUAUGCUAGAAGUCUUCCGAAGUCUUCUCAAGAAGUCUUCUGCCCAAUGUGGUACAAAUUUUGGAUUUGUAUUUUGUGUGUGUUUAUAUAUUAUAUUCUAAAAAGUUAUAAAUUCAACCUAAUUUGAUUUUUUGUUUAUUAUUUAAGCAUAAAGAAUUUGUUUUUGAAGUUUUUUUUGUUUUGAAGCCAUUUGAAUGCUUUUGAAUAUGAAGAUUUUUUUAAGAUCUGAGUCAGACUUUGGAAGACCUCUCAGAAGACUCUUGGAAGACUCUCGGAAGAUUCUUGGAAGACUCUCAGAAGACUCUUGGAAGACUUCUUAGGAAGUCUUCUAAUGUAUUUUAUGCUAGAAGACUUCCCACGAAGUCUUCGGAAAGUCUUCCGAAGUCUUCUGCCCAAAGUGGUACAAAGGAAUGAUGUCAAGUAGAGUCCAAGCUUAUCUAUAUUGAAGAAUGAUAUCUAGCUUCAUGUGUAAUAGUUUUGUUUAUGGUCUGAUUUAUGAUUUGUAUGUGUACUAUUUUAGUUGUGAAUUCUUUUGUGAACUUGAAGAGAUAUUAAUCAAAAGAAUUUGGUAUGUAUGUUCAUGUUUUUCCCAAAGUACUUGACAUUAUUGAAGUUAUUGAUACAACA
Messenger RNA from Brassica rapa (field mustard), 4634 nucleotides. RefSeq names its product glutaredoxin-C9. The record is from RefSeq and is a predicted model, not a curated record. NCBI's taxonomy places the organism in Eukaryota, Viridiplantae, Streptophyta, Magnoliopsida, Brassicales, Brassicaceae.